Moneuplotes crassus is the source of this 450-nucleotide messenger RNA. NCBI's taxonomy places the organism in Eukaryota, Ciliophora, Spirotrichea, Euplotida, Euplotidae. The record is from the annotation of a GenBank genome assembly.
GAACAAUAACAUUAAAGCGGUUGGUAAAAUAAAUGAGGGAAUUUUAUUGACCAGCUGUAGGAAAGUUCAAGACAACUAGAAACAAGACAUUGAAUUUAAUUGAAAAGACACUUUGAAACUCUACACUAAAAUGCUGAAACAAUAAAAUAUCAAUUCAAGAAAUUAGAUACAAUAGAGCUCAAGAAUAACUGAAUUGCCAGCUAGAAGAUACACUGACUUGAGCAUACUUCGAAUGGAAACACCAAAGUCUUGAUUCAAGAGAACCAUGCUUAGUUACCUUCCCUGGGACUGCUUAAUCCCCAACUGCAGCCUAGUUUCAACCCAAGAUAAAGUUCUGAUGGACGGAGGAAGGUUCAGCCUUCUGCUGAAUGUGGAGAUUUCGGCUGAAUUCUCCAAGUGGCAUUUUGUAGCCACAAAAGACUUCGCUAACUAAUUUCAAUUUGGGUGGUU